AUGUAUUCCACGGUAUAUUUAUCCCAAGAUUUAAACGAACGAGAUAUUGAAUAUGUUGUCGAAGAGGCUGUGAUAAAAAAACAAUGCCGAGUUCUUCAAUUAACAAGGUGCAAAGUGACAUCUAUCGGUGCCUCCAUCUUAGCUAAUACAUUGAACAAUACUGAGAAUAUUUUAGACGAACUUUUAUUAUUGGAUAAUCGAGUUGGUGAUGAGGGUGUUCUUCACUUAGCCAAGGCACUUUCCACAAAUGAGAACAAUUUAAAAGUAUUAGAUCUCACUCAAAAUAGAAUUUCAAAUGUUGGUGUAAAAUAUCUUGCUGAAAUGAUUCAAACUAAUGAAAGAUUAACUGUUCUUCGUAUCGCUGGAAAUGAAAUUGGUAAUCAAGGUAUUCAAAUAUUAAUCAAUGCAAUACAAUAUCACAAUAAAACUUUGGAAGAGUUGGAUUUUUGUACAAAUCAUUUGAUUGAUGAUGAAGUUGUUGAUUGUUUUAUUCAGUUAAUGAAACAUAAUCAAACAUUAAAGAGAUUAUUUUUAUUUAAUUGUAAUUUCUCUCAAAAUGGCAAAGACAAACUUAUGAAAAUGCAAAAGAAAAUUGACAAUUUCUGGUUAAUGGUGUGA
Adineta ricciae is the source of this 618-nucleotide messenger RNA. The record is from the annotation of a GenBank genome assembly. Lineage: Eukaryota; Metazoa; Rotifera; Eurotatoria; Adinetida; Adinetidae.